CGGGGAGGUAUGGCGAGAGGAACGCUUCCGGAGCAGGCUCGCGCCGUCGGAGGUUAGCUCCGGUCGUGCGUUGUGACCGUUACCGGAUAGAAUGUUUAGGAGGCCGCCGCGGAACUUCCGGGGCCGCCAGAGAGCCGCCUCCAGCUGUAGCAGCAGCAGCAGCAGCGGCGGCGAAGGGGAGCCGGAGUAUGAAGGGGCGCAGGGCGAAGAGGAGCAGGCGCAGGGCCCUGCCAGGCCCGCCGCCGAGAGGCAGCCGCCCGCAGAGGGGCCAGCAGGGGACAUUAGAGGUCAGGAGGAAGAGGAGGAUGGCGGCGGCGUGCCCCGAGGGGCGAACCCCCCCAGAGCGGGGCAGGCGCGGGGAGCGACCGCCCUGCUGAGCUUCGGUGCCGACGAGGAGCGAGAUGAGGGUGAGGAACUCUUUAAAAUAAAGAAGCCAUCUCUUAACACAAUAACAUUUAGAAUGCAAAGGAAAGAAAACUCUCACUCUGCAGUUAGAGAAGCUGAAAGAAGCAAAGAAAUCUUCCAAUCGGAGUCUAGAAUAAUUAACAGUACUGAUACAUGUGAGACAGAAGAGGAGGAUGAGCACUACUCAUCAGCCAGUGAAGAUUACACUAGUUCAGCCUCUGAAACUCAAUCCAGCCCUCCACAGAAAAGAGAGGAUUUAUCAGCAGGUAAUAUACCUGAUGCAGCUUAUAUCCGGGUUGCUUGUGGGAAACGUCAUUUGGCCAGGACUCAGGGUGACUAUAUUCCACUGGACCCAUCACAUCGUGCUCCAGUCUCUCAGAAAACAGCAUGCAGUGAUACAGAGAGUGAGGAUGACUCUGAUCGUGACACGAUUCUCCACUUUGCUCCCAAAACAAAAACUCUUAGGCAGAGGAUGGCUGAAUAUGCAGUACCCAAGAGUGAUGGAACAAGUGAAGAUGAUGAAAUACAAAACAUGUGGGAAGAACAGCAACUAAACAAAGGAGUCAGACUCCCACAGGGAAUUAAUGUAGACACUUCUCUACAUAAAUCUCGACCCAUGAAAAUAAGGUUUGAUCCCUCUGUUUCACUGCCACCUGUGAACCUGGAAAUUGUAAAGAAGCGACUGACUACAAGAAUGACAUCAUUACAGGACCUUCAUCGUGCUCACCAGAGGGAGCAUGAAAAAUAUACACAAGACAUUGAAAGCUCGAAGAGUACCAUCCAGGAGUUAGAGAGGUCUUCAAAUGCAGCUCUGAAUUACAAAUUCUACAGGUCUAUGAAAACUUACAUGGAAAGCCUUAUAGACUGUUUGAAUGAAAAGCUACUUCAUAUUAAUGAACUGGAGUCAGCUAUGGAGAUGCUACUUCAACAACAAGCCAUAACUCUCUUGAAACGUAGGCAAGAGGAUCUGAAAAAUGAAUCUGCUUAUGUUCAGCUGCUAUCAAGAAAGAAUGUCCAGUCAACUGACGACAGCUUGGAAGAUGAUGAAAAAAGAAAGCAGCUCCUGGAAGAGUGUGAGGCUCGAAGGACAUGCAGAAGGCAAACAAGAGAGAGUUUUGGGAAAUCUGAUCACCAUGAGGGCAUGUCCAGUGAUGAUGAGCUAUCUGCAGCAGAGAUGACUGACUUCCAGAAAAACAAAGAUAAUAUCUUACGGGAGAGUAAGAAAAUAUGUGAAGAUGUGCAUGCAGAUUUUUGCAACAUCAGGAAUAUUCUGUUGAAAUUUCAGCAAUGGAGACAGAAGUUUCCUGACUCUUAUUAUGAUGCUUACAUUAGUUUAUGCCUGCCUAAACUCUUAAGCCCAUUAAUCAGAAUUCAGUUAAUAGGCUGGAAUCCUCUUGAGAAUUUCAUAGAUCUGAAUGAGAUGCCGUGGUUCAGAGCUAUAGAAGAAUUUAGCGAUGCCAAAAAUAUGCCACAAUCCAAGAGAAAUGAUGACCCUGAUCAAACAAUUUUGCCUACAGUCACUGAGAAAACUAUUCUUCCUAAAAUUACAGGCUUUGUAGAACACGUGUGGGAUCCUUUGUCAACUUCACAAACAGUCAGUCUAGUUCAGCUCAGCAAAAAUAUCUUUGAAGAACAUUCCCUUUCCAAAAAUGAAUCUAGUAAAGCAAAACAGGAUCUGGUAAACUCAAUUGUUUCAAGAAUGAAGAAGUCGAUAGAGGAAGAUGUCUUUAUUCCUCUGUAUCCUAAAAGCACUGUGGAAGACAGAAUAUUGCCACAAUCAAAGUUUCAAGAAAGACAGUUUUGGUCAGCUGUAAAGCUGCUGUCUAAUAUUCUUCUUUGGGAUGGGAUCAUAGUAGAAGAUACACUACAUGAGUUAGGACUAGGCAAGCUGCUGAAUCGAUAUCUCCUUCUGAUACUUCUUAAUGCACCACCUGGACCAGAUAAUGUGGAAAAGUGCAACAAGGUAGUUGCAUGUCUCCCAGAACGAUGGUUCAAAGAGCUUAAAAAUGGAUCAACUCUCCCUCAGUUGGCAAACUUUAGCCAACAUUUGUUGCAAAGUGCACAUAUGCUGUACAAGAAUAACUGCAGUGAUGAAACGAGAGACCUGAUCCUUUUGUUGGUGAAAGUCAACGCCUUGCAUAUUGCAGAGGACUUCAUUGAGGAAUAUAAACUGGAACACCUGAAAUCUAUGGUCAGAAAGUAGAAUUCCAGCGAAAGGACUAAAAUAUAAAAUUUAAAAUGCUGUUGCCAUUUUAGGUUUGAUUUAAAGCAAGAUAAAGGUCAAGCUAAAAUAGUGUUAAAGGUUUUGCUUGAACAAUGCAACUGACGAGUUAGGGCUGCCCUUUCUUUAGUCUGCCUUGUUGAGCCUAGAUAUUUCAUGGGACUUAAAGGCCCUGCAAGUAUUAGGCUUGAAUUUUUGCAUUUCUUGUGCAUCCAAAAUUCCCAUGGUGGGUAGUGAGUGUUCUUGGUGCACCAGGAAUGCAAAAUCUGGUCCAAUGCAUGUUGCACUGGUUGGCAUCAAGUUAGUUGAAGAUGAAAUGGCAAUCUUAAGUACCACGGGAGUGAUAAUGCUUUAUUCCUCUUAUAGGUGUCCCUUAAAGGAUAGUGAAAGGAUCUGAAAAAUGUGUGUCAGAAUCAGUAUACUGUAAGUAAACAGCCUUGUGUAGAAUUUCCAGUCUUGAACUGUGAGCCUAGUAUUGUGUAAUAUCUCUCUAUCUCAGGGAGAAUACCAGGUCCCUUCUCUGGUCAGAUUCCAGUGACCAUCUUUAUGGAGAUCCGUGGGAGAGUUAGUCCGUAUAAGUCCUGCAGGGUUUCAACUGAAUAAUAGGAAUAGAAUAAUGGGGACAGCUGAAAUAGAAAGCUAGGGAUAGCAGGCACCUAUCUAUAUUAUACCUAGUGUGCAAAUGUAACACUUGUAACAUCACAAUGUAAGGAUGGCAUCCGCUGUACGUUGUCUUUUAUAAUUCAGAUGCUAAUGUGGAUUGUGCUCAAGUGUUUGUGGGCCUGGACUCACCUCUGGACCUAUUUUCCAUCAGUUUCUUUUUAAUGAUCAUACACACUUCAGUGGUUGGCAGUGAGAUGCAGGAGUCCUUUAUUGUAGCAACUUCAGAACAUUUUUUUAAUGUGAACUUUUCACAUCGUUUUCAGAAAUCUGACUGGUGUUUGAGAGUCUUGCUGAUCGCUAUUUUUGCUUCCCCCUGAUGUGUACACAGUCUCGUCUAUCAUACACAGAAUAUUUUAUUUUAAAAUAGAUUCUAUGUUUUAAAGAGAGAAUUUUAAAUGUAUAUAACAAAAGUCAUUCUGCCAUGGAAUUGAAAGAGAAUUGGUCAUAGAAAUCCAGAGAGUGGCACAAGUUCUGAUGCAGAGUCAUUUGUAUUUGUAUUUCCCCAAAUGGUAUUUAACAUGUAAUAUUUGUAUUUUUCUUAUAGUAGAUUUGUUUUCCCUGUGGACAUGCUUUUACAUUUUUUUAAAACUGGGUAUUUUUUAUUUUUGUAAAAUAAAUGAAUAUCAAUUGUAAAUGACUAGGUACUAUUUUUUAUCUUGAUUGUUUAACUCUUGUACAAAUGGACUUCAUAAAAUAAAAUUAUUAGUCUUGCA
This is a messenger RNA of Caretta caretta (loggerhead turtle), 4002 nucleotides long. RefSeq names its product GC-rich sequence DNA-binding factor 2 (gene GCFC2). Gene Ontology annotation, biological process: mRNA splicing, via spliceosome. Gene Ontology annotation, molecular function: DNA binding. Gene Ontology annotation, cellular component: nucleus. The record is from RefSeq and is a predicted model, not a curated record. NCBI's taxonomy places the organism in Eukaryota, Metazoa, Chordata, Testudines, Cheloniidae.